AUGGAUGUCCCGGCGGCGCAGGUGCCGAGAGGGGCCGUGAACGAGGGCCAGGGCCAGGGCCCCGCCGGCUCCGAAGCCGGACCGCCGUCCAAGAAAAAGUCCCGUCGUGGCGGUGCCGACGCGGCCAACAACAAGCGCAAGUGUGUGAGCACAGCCUGUGUCGCCUGCCGCAAGAGAAAGUCAAAGUGCGACGGCGCCCUCCCCAGUUGCGCAGCCUGCUCCAGCGUCUACGGCACCGAGUGUGUCUACGACCCAAACACGGACCACCGCCGCAAAGGCGUCUACCGCGAGAAGGCCGACACCGUCAAGGCCCAGAACUCCACUCUCCAGAUCCUCAUCGAGGCUAUCUUGAACGCGGCUGAGGAAGAUGUGCUCGCCAUCGUCCAGAGGAUCCGUACCUGCGACAGCCUCGACGUCGUGGCCGAGUCCAUCCUGAAGGAGGAGGAGACCGCCGACGAUGAAGCAGAUGUCGACCAAGACGUCGACGACGAUGACUACGCUGCCGCCAACCCCUCGGUCGAGGGCGAGAGGGAGCUCGCCCGCAAGAUGGGCGAGCUGCGCCUCGAAAACGGCUCGGUCCGCUUCAUCGGCGGCACCUCCCAUCUCAUCUACCUGGGUGACCCCGUUGACCUGCCCGACGAGCCUGAAUCCGAGAGCUAUCGCCCCGACGAGGACCCCGUCACCAGCUGGUCCGAGGUUACCAAGGAUCCCCAGCUAGUCAUCCACCUAAUCAACAUGUACUUCAACUGGCACUACCCCUAUUUCACCACGCUUUCCAAGAGCUUGUUUUACCGCGACUUCUUCAACGGGAAGCCAUCCGGUCAUCCGCGCGGUACCGUGUACUGCUCCUCCCUGCUGGUCAAUGCCAUGCUCGCCCUGGGCUGCCACUUCACAAGCGUCGCUGGCGCUUUCGCUGUAGACGGAGAUAGCCGGAGCAAGGGCGACCACUUCUUUGCCGAGGCCAAGAAGUUGAUCAUUGAGCACGACGAGUACGAGAAGCCAAAGCUCACCACGGUGCAGGCCCUUGCCCUCAUGUCGGUGCGUGAGGCCGGCUGCGGACGUGAGGCCAAGGGCUGGGUUUACAGCGGCAUGAGCUUCCGGAUGGCCCAGGACAUCGGCCUCAACCUCGACAUGGGCGCCAUCUCGAGGGACAAGGACUCGCUGAACGAGCAGGAGGUAGACGCUCGCAGGAUUACGUUUUGGGGCUGCUUUCUGUUCGACAAGUGCUGGUCCAACUAUCUCGGUCGCCUGCCUCAACUUCCCAGGAAUACUUACAAUGUGCCCAAAUACGACGUGUUCCCGGACGAGGACUCCAAGCUGUGGUCGCCAUACACCGACGCUGGGUUUGACCAGUCGUUCCAACAGCCAUCCAGAACGAGAGCAGCCGGCCUGCAGUUAUCCAAGCUGUGCGAGAUCAGCAGUGAUCUCCUGCUCUUCUUCUACCACCCAAACCACAUCAGGCGCUCGAGCGGCAAGUCAGUAGAGCUCAAGAAGCUCAGCGAACUCCACCGACGCCUAGAGGAUUGGAAGAAGGAUUUACCCAAGGAGUUUGAGCCGAAAGAAGGGCAGCUGCCAAAUGUGAUUUUGACGCACAUGUUUUACCACCUACAAUACAUACAUCUUUUCCGGCCGUUUCUCAAAUACACUCCAGCCGCAUCUCCAUUGCCAGCUCAUGUCUCGCCUCGCAGAAUUUGCACUGCCAACGCCGGCGCAAUCUCCAAGCUGAUGCGACUGUACAAGAAGGUGUACAACCUGCGGCAAAUAUGCAACAUUGCCGUGUACAUGGUGCACUCGGCCUGCACCAUCCACAUGCUAAACCUGCCCGAAAAGGCAGCCAAGAGAGACAUCAUCCAUGGCGUCAAACAUCUCGAGGAGAUUGCCGAGGACUGGCUGUGUGCCCGGAGAACGCUGUCCAUCCUGAGUGUCUUGGCUCGAAAGUGGAAUGUGCACAUGCCUGAGGAGGCUGCCGUCAUCUUGCAGCGGGCUGAUGAGGAAUUUGGGAUCGUCAGCACAUCAGAUGUGCCCUCCCCGAACAGGUCAGUACCGACCAUAUCGCCGUCGCCAACUGCCAAGCAGGAGCACCACAGCCCUCCGAACCCGUUCAGCCAGCCGACGCCUCCGCAAAUGUCCCUCGAUCUCGCGCCAUCAACCAUAUCCCCAGACCUGCUGAGUAGCCUUGGCCUGUCGGAGGCACCGCUAGGCAUGCAGGGCAUGCAACAAAGCCAAGGCCAAAUGCAGCCGCAGUUAGCGCAGCAGAUGGGCGUCCAUCUCCCCGUCAGCACUGCGGCCAUGUCCAUGAGCGACGCUCUCUCGGGGAUCAACGCGUGGGCGACUAUGCCCAGCUACGAGCCGUCGUCGUACAUGCCCGUCAUCCUUGAGAAUAAUAACAACAACCAGACGGUUGGUGGUGGCCCGUCCCGCACAAGCGGCGGUGGCCACCGCUCAACAAACUCCGUCUACGCCAUCGACGGCCAGGACUGGUAUCUCAAAGAUGGCGUCAACUGGCAGCAGAACUUUGAGGCGUGGAAUCCCGCCAACAGUGUCAAUGGGAUGGAUGGCGGCGCCGGCAGCGGCAGCAGCGGUGCUGGCUCUCCAGCGUCGUCGUCGAUGUUCAUGUUCCGCGGCCUCGACGGCUUCAGUAACCUCCGCGCCAACGACAUGGACACGGGUGGGUUCGACUCGCUACGUGGGAUGGGCAGUCUAGACCAUCUUCCUGGGCUGGACUGA
Molecule: messenger RNA, 2727 nt
Organism: Lasiosphaeria miniovina
Lineage: Eukaryota; Fungi; Ascomycota; Sordariomycetes; Sordariales; Lasiosphaeriaceae
Product: fungal-specific transcription factor domain-containing protein
Exons: 3
Coding region: 1-2727 (908 amino acids)
Biological process (GO): DNA-templated transcription; regulation of DNA-templated transcription
Molecular function (GO): DNA-binding transcription factor activity, RNA polymerase II-specific; zinc ion binding; DNA binding
Source: RefSeq, a predicted model, not a curated record